Messenger RNA from Neogale vison (American mink), 3144 nucleotides. RefSeq names its product phosphoglucomutase 5 (gene PGM5). The transcript is spliced from 11 exons. Gene Ontology annotation, molecular function: magnesium ion binding; phosphoglucomutase activity. Gene Ontology annotation, cellular component: adherens junction; cell-substrate junction; cytosol. The record is from RefSeq and is a predicted model, not a curated record. Bases 1 to 1704 code for a protein of 567 amino acids. Gene Ontology annotation, biological process: myofibril assembly; striated muscle tissue development; carbohydrate metabolic process. Lineage: Eukaryota; Metazoa; Chordata; Mammalia; Carnivora; Mustelidae.
AUGGAGGGGAGCCCCAUCCCGGUGCUGACGGUGCCCACCGUGCCCUACGAGGACCAGCGGCCGGCCGGCGGCGGGGGGCUGCGGCGGCCCACCGGCCUCUUCGAGGGCCAGCGCAACUACCUGCCCAACUUUAUCCAGAGCGUGCUGUCGUCGAUCGACCUGCGCGACCGCCAGGGCUGUACCAUGGUGGUGGGCAGCGACGGCAGGUACUUCAGCAGGACGGCUACCGAGAUCGUGGUGCAGAUGGCCGCGGCCAACGGGAUUGGACGGCUGAUUAUUGGGCAGAAUGGUAUCUUGUCAACACCUGCUGUUUCCUGCAUUAUCAGGAAGAUCAAGGCAGCUGGUGGAAUUAUCUUAACAGCCAGCCAUUGCCCUGGAGGACCAGGGGGAGAGUUUGGAGUGAAGUUCAAUGUUGCCAAUGGAGGUCCUGCACCAGAUGUGGUAUCAGACAAAAUCUACCAGAUCAGCAAAACAAUCGAAGAAUAUGCCAUAUGCCCUGAUCUUCGAAUUGACCUGUCUCGGCUUGGAAGACAAGAAUUUGACCUGGAGAACAAAUUCAAGCCAUUUAGAGUGGAGAUAGUGGACCCAGUAGAUAUCUAUCUCAACCUCCUUCGGACCAUCUUUGAUUUUAAUGCCAUCAAGAGUUUGCUGACAGGGCCCGGCCAACUGAAGAUCCGAGUUGACGCGAUGCACGGAGUCAUGGGACCCUAUGUGAGAAAAGUCCUGUGUGAUGAGCUGGGAGCUCCAGCCAAUUCUGCAAUAAACUGUGUCCCCUUGGAAGAUUUUGGAGGGCAGCCUCCUGACCCAAACUUGACGUAUGCAACAACCCUUCUGGAAGCUAUGAAAGGAGGAGAAUAUGGAUUUGGAGCUGCAUUUGAUGCUGAUGGGGACCGUUAUAUGAUCCUGGGCCGAAAUGGCUUCUUCGUGAGCCCUUCUGACUCACUGGCCAUCAUUGCUGCCAACCUCUCUUGCAUUCCGUAUUUCCGUCAGAUGGGGGUUCGAGGGUUUGGAAGGAGUAUGCCCACCAGCAUGGCCCUGGACAGAGUGGCCAAAUCAAUGAAGGUCCCUGUAUAUGAGACCCCAGCGGGAUGGAGAUUCUUCUCCAAUCUGAUGGACUCAGGACGGUGCUCUCUGUGUGGAGAAGAGAGCUUUGGCACUGGCUCUGAUCACCUCCGAGAAAAGGAUGGCCUCUGGGCUGUCUUGGUCUGGCUUUCCAUUCUGGCUGCCCGAAAGCAGAGUGUGGAGGAAAUCGUCCGAGAUCACUGGGCCAAAUUUGGUCGCCACUAUUACUGCAGAUUUGACUAUGAGGGGCUAGAGCCCAAGACGACGUAUUACAUCAUGAGGGACCUGGAGGCCCUGGUCACAGACAAGUCCUUCGUUGGCCAGCAGUUCGCCGUGGGCAACCACGUCUACAGUGUGGCAAAGACAGACUGCUUUGAAUAUGUGGACCCUGUGGACGGCACGGUGACCAAGAAACAGGGCCUGAGGAUCAUUUUCUCAGAUGCGUCUCGACUCAUCUUCCGGCUCAGUUCCUCUAGCGGCAUGAGGGCCACCAUCAGACUGUAUGCAGAGAGCUACGAGAGGGACCCCAGCGGUCACGACCAGGAGCCCCAGGCCGUGCUGAGUCCUCUUAUAGCCAUCGCGCUGAAAAUAUCCCAGAUUCAUGAGAGAACUGGCCGGAGAGGCCCCACUGUCAUCACCUGAAUGGAGGGAAGAUCAGUCACCAGGGCCAAAAGAGAGCCCUUGGCGGGAGACCCUUCACCCAUGCCUUCUUGCUACCUGUUUGUGCCUUUUAUGAUUUCGAAAACACACACACACACACACACAUACACACACUAAUUUGCUGGCGGGUGGGGGAGGGGUGGGUGGGAAGAGAAAAAGGGAGAAAGAACGAAGAUUUUUGGGGGGUUGGGUCUGUUUCUCCAAAUGCAACAGGGUCUUCAGUGGUCUGUUAAAGCAGCACUAUCAUUUGGUAUCUAUAUUUUACCCACCAAAGAACCUCACCUUUUGAAAAAGAGGAAGUGGGCCAGGAACUUGUCCAUCAUGGCGUCUGCAUACCAUUGGUGUGAGCUGAGGGAAGGUUCUGAAUUCACGCACAGAGCACAGUGCCAGAGUUAGGCUAACCCCCAAGCUACGGGUGCUGUUGCGAAGGCUCUCCUUGGAAGACUGUCCUUGGCGUGGUAGAGGACUUAGCUUUUCAUCCUGGGUCAGGUCUCCCAGGGGACACCUUGUGGAAUUCCUCAUGGCCGCCAGCCACCCGAUGGCCCACCUCCCCACUCCCAUCUCCUGCGAGUCCCCAUGCCACCUUCUCUCACAUCUUUGGAAGCAUUCUACAGAUCCCCACGGCACACUUUCAAGGAAACACAGCAAAGGGUGUUUUCCUCUCUUAUUUUGUAAAUAGUGCUAUUUUAGCUCUUCCGCCGGCUGCAUUCCUCCAGAUUUCAGCCAUUCGUUGUGCAGGUGGAAAGCAGCGUCUUGGCAGGAGACUGCAGAUGAGUGCCUAGCAUUUCGCUGGCUCUCCCUUGAUGACAUCAUGUAGGGUGAUACAAGGACUUACAUCCAUUCCUCCUGGGGAGACAAAAUACCACCCUGUCUGCUUUCUCUCUGACUCUCUCUCCGCUCCCUUAUCUCACAGUUAGGGCCUUUUUUAGAGCAGUCGUUUGGACACAGCCCACAUCUUACUCACAGGGGCUCGAGAAGGAGACUGUGAAAUGCUAGCAAAGUAGAGAAUAGAGUGCUUGCUGGAAGACCUUAGUAGUGGUGGUUAAGGACCUGAUGAGAUGUGGGAACAGGAGGUGGCAUCCCUGCCGGAAACCCAGAAGGUCACAGCUGGCUCACUUUGCCCAGGAGAAGGACACUGCAUCUCCAGCAGCCUCUGUCUGCCCCCAGGCGGGACACCCGGUGCGUGGGACCUGUUUGCAUAUGUUUUGCUUCCUUGGGAAUGACACUCUCACUCACCCUGUCGUUAGCACAGAUGACGUGGUGCUCUUGGACUAUGAAGCAAGGGGGUUUUACCGUGGUCACGAUGGGAGCAAGCAGGGAGAUGUUCCCGGGAAGGGAUUUGUAUCCACUUUUUAUCUCUGCUUCUGUCAGAAACUUGCUAGGACAUGUAGUAGCCAAUAAAAAAGAAAUUCCUGAUUUCAA